AAGUUUAUAGAAAUUAUAUUAGCUAAUUAGAUGCGUGCAAUUCCCUUCACACUCCCCUAUAUUAAUUUGUUGGUAGUAAAUAAUAUACAUUUCAGUAUUUAACGCGUUUACAACCAUCAAUAAUAAUUCGCGUUUUUCUUAAUUUCAAUAAUAAUUGUUCGGAUCGAAAAUGUAUUCUGGCCAAAUACACAUAUACCUACGCGUAACCAUGGAAAAUAACAUUCCCGUUGUUAUUUUAUUGUACUAUACUAAUUGUGUACGCGCUUUUACGAGUCAUUACAUUUUGGUAUUCGUUUUAAACGCAAAUAAUUACAAUGUCUAUUAAGAAAUUUUUUAAUUUUUUAAUAUUCGGAAAAAUAUCUUUAGGUCAUAAAGACCAAUCAAUUUUUGAAGAAAAAGCUACGGAUGAAAAUUCAGUACGUACUACCUAUUAUUCAUAUUAUACCCGUAUAUUAUGUGCAGUGAAACCUCUCCUAAUGGACACCGCCCUCUCCCAUUAGCUGUCACUUCCCAAUAGCGGACACCCACUUCAAUACUAGACACCUCCCAGUAGCGGACGUUUUCUCGGGAACCAACUACAAACUUUCUACAAUCUGAGCACUGCGAAUAGCGGACAAAAUUUCAGCGACUGAGAGUGUCCGGUAUUUAGAGGUUUCACUAUAUAAUAUAUUAUUGUUAUUAUUAUUGUAUCAUAUACAAAUCAUUAAGCAACUCUGCUCUUUUAUAGUUCUAUCCCUUAUAAACAAUCAACUGUUAACAUUACAUUAUACCUAUUCUUCUCUGUUUGCGGUUCAUAUAAAUCGAGAAUAAUAUUAUUAUGAUAAAAAUUAUAUAGUUUCUAUAACCAUUGAAAUUUGAUUAUUUUAUUUAGAUCCGUUAUCAUUUCACUACGAAGUUAAAGACACGUGACAACGAUGACUCUAGUGAAGCGAUGUGUCAAGUUGGACGUGAUAUGGGUUAUAUGGCCACAAUGUUUCCGUUUUCACCACCUGGUGAAAAUAAUAAUAUGCCACCCGCUGUGGAGGAAAUUAGUGAUCGUUUCGGAGCACAAAACUAUCGCCUUACACAAGUGAAACGUAAAAGGGAUGCGAUGCUUUUCGGAGACGAACCUCUAUUCAAAAAACACAAACAUUUUGCUUCUGUUUUGAAGGUUGAUCCUACAACCGAAUUAAAGAUUUCGUUGGCCGAGCCACCGACUACAAACAAAAGACGACCCGUUGGCGUUGUUGUGAGGUCAGCUCCAGUUGAUAUACCUAAAAAACGUUGUAAACAAUUAUUAUAAGAAUCACAUUCUUAAUAUUAUUUAUUAUUUAUUCAUUUUUGAGAAGUAAAA
This is a messenger RNA of Acyrthosiphon pisum (pea aphid), 1333 nucleotides long. RefSeq lists its product as uncharacterized. The transcript has 4 exons. The record is from RefSeq and is a predicted model, not a curated record. Bases 932 to 1282 code for a protein of 116 amino acids. NCBI's taxonomy places the organism in Eukaryota, Metazoa, Arthropoda, Insecta, Hemiptera, Aphididae.